Messenger RNA from Vespa velutina, 4055 nucleotides. Its product is annotated as centromere protein I-like. NCBI's taxonomy places the organism in Eukaryota, Metazoa, Arthropoda, Insecta, Hymenoptera, Vespidae. The record is from RefSeq and is a predicted model, not a curated record. Gene Ontology annotation, cellular component: kinetochore. The transcript is spliced from 16 exons. The coding region runs from base 1027 to 3012 and encodes 661 amino acids.
UACAGUCUUUGAGUGAUAAUCAAUUAGGUUAGGAUACGAAACAAAGAAGAGACUAUUAUGCCGAAGAGUUCUUCAUAAAUUGUGGUACAAGAGGGCAACUAUAGGCUAUUGAAUAUUUUUGAAGAUUCAUCAGAAACUUUCGAGAAUAGCUCUUAGUCCUAUUUUAAUUUUACCAUGGAAUGGCAUCGCGUAAUGUGGAUUUUAAAGUAGAAUAGAAUCACUAUCAGUCCGUAUAUUUGCAGAUGCAGUAAUCUCUUCGUGGUGAAACCUGAGUUGGUAGUAUCUGUAAUGUAUUGAAAUUUUAUGGGAUUCAAGUACUACCAAGCGAAUAACGGCAUAUUUUAAGACUUUCCUAAUAUCUUUUCAAUCUAAUUCCAACUAAACAUUAACGUACUUUCAUUUUACAUUGCUAAUCAUACUUCAAUAGAUAAAUGAAUCGGAUAUAUUAAAAUUUUUAAAUAAUUUCUUAAAGAAACUAAAUACAAACAACUUUUUUUAUCACACUUAUGUUUUUUAUCAUUCCUAUUUAUUCUUAUUUACUCUUAUUAAUUACUAUUUAUAAGUCUCGCAUGGAUGUCUCAGCAUCAUAUUUACUGAAUCGAUGAACAGCCUUAAAACAUGCAGUUCUUAUUUCAGCGGAGAAAACGCAACGUAUAAAAUGGCCAUAUAGUUCUAACUUUAAAAGUAAACCACAGUAUGAUUUAAAAGUAAAUCAUAGUAUUUAAAACAUUUAUCAGAAAAGACUACAUUUUAAAUAUUAUUUUAAUUCAAACUUUAUUUACAAAUAAUAUAAAUUCGAAAUAUUACUAGUGUGCCAUCUAUAAUUACACUUCAUCAACACAAAUCUGAUGGUAAUAACUAUGAUAAAUGGAAUUUGAUAGCAAUGCCACAGUUGAUAUUUGAAAUUACUUAAUAAUACAUCAUAGAUAUUAGCUCUUAUGUUGAUAUAUUUUAUGUCUAACGUUUAUGCGUCUGUGCGAACUUUCGUAAUCAAAUAGUAAAGUAAUUGCGCGGGUUCUUACAAGAAUGGAUGAAGAUUCAGAGGAUCCUAAGUUAAGUUCUAAGUUUUUAAAUAAUUUGAAAGAAAAAGGAAAAUUAUUUGAUGGAUUUGAUGAUGGUAUCAAGAUAUUACAACACAAAGCUACGACAAAAGGAUUAUCGAAUGAGGAUAUUGAUCGAUUGAUAGAUAUUAUUACACAUAUUAAUUUUGGUGCUGUAAAAAACAUUUUGCUAAUAAAAUGUCUAGUACCAAUAUAUAAAAUAUCAAAUGAAGCACUUAAGCUUAUGAUAACAUGGUGUUUGUCAUCCUUGGAUGAUCUAAAAAUCACAGUGGCAAUUAUAAUUAUGCAAUGGAUCGUUGGAUUGUGGGAAUAUGGUCUCGCCGAUAGGAAAAUCAUUAGUAUGUACUAUGAUGUAUUUUUCCAUUGGAUGCUGAGAAAAGAAAGAUUGGAGAAGCAUAUAGCACAAGUGAUAUAUAUAUUAACAAAACCAGAAGAUGUAACACGUCGAAAUAUUUCUAGAAUAUUAUUUCUUCAUAAGAAGCAUUCCAAUCGACAAAAGCAUACUAUUGCCCUACUUUCCUUAUUUAAAACUUAUAAGCCUGAAUUAGUGCCAGAAAGAAUUGAAACUAUGAAUAUAGAAAGUGUUUGGAAACCCAUACCAGAAGUAUUACGAGUAGCAUUAAAAGAUGCUAAAGAUCGUUCAGAAAUGCAACAGAGCCUUAAUAAAAUACAAGAACAUUUUAAUUGGAAUAUCUCAAAAUUUUCUAAAAGAAGGGAAAAAUUACUCUUACCAUCUGUUGGAUAUUUUCAUAUUGGUUCGAGUAUCUUUAAAGAAAAAGAUGCCAAAUCUAUUUUUGAUGUAUAUAACAUUAAUGAAUUAGGACAGCAUUAUUCGAGUAUUGAACUACCUUGUAAUGCAAUAUCUUUGUUAGUUAAUAUGGCUGGUUACCAUCUUCUCACAUAUGCUAAUUUUCAUUUUCAAAGUAGAUUUUCUUACAAUCUUUAUAAUACACUUAGAAGAGCAUUUAUAUUAGAAAGAGGUAAAUUUUCUGAAACAGAAAUGGAAAAACUACUCGAUAUGACCGUCGAAUUUUGUAAAUAUAUGCAACAAGGUAUACUUGUUGUAAAUCUUUUCAUUGAUGAGUACUUGUAUCUAAACAGCAGAGAACAUGAUAUUAAAAUAUUAGAAUUAUUACAAUGGAUGACUUUCGUAUCUGUAACAGAAGUACAGCAAACGAUAUUACCACAUAUAAAAAAUAUGUUUUAUGAAUCAUCAAUUGCCCUCAAAUGCAAAAUUAUAGAAACUUGUAGAAUUCUUAUCACCAAUAUAUUCGUUAAUCAAGGAUUUGAUGAAUGUUGUCAAAAAGUACCAGCACCAUUUUUAGGACAAGCACCAAAGGAUAAAAUAACUGAUGUUAUUUCUAUUCUUAUAAAGAUCUCAAAAGAUCUUAUUAUAACUGGUUUAAAUGCACACUCAUACAAUAUAUUACUUCUAUCUGAAAGUCUGACAUUUUAUGAAAUGCUUUUUGAAUUGGAAUCUCAUAGUAAUAUAUCAUCAUGGACUAUAGCUCCUGCUCCUGUAAUUUAUGCAGCAUUUGCAACUAAAAAUUGUGCGCUUGUUAAUAGAAUUUGUGCAUUGAUAUUAAGAUAUUUGGAAAUGGCUGCAGUUCUAAAAAAACAAGAUAUAAACGAUUUUAACAGUAACAUUGAGACAAUAUCUAUUUAUAUUACAGAUAUAGCAGGAGCUUUUUGGUAUAAUAAGGCUUUUAGCAAUCAUAAUGAUUAUUUUUUUAAAUCGCCUGCUUUAGAAGAAUUUGGAAAUUGUAAUUUUAAUCUUCAGUUAAAUAUUAAUAAUCAUUAUGCCACCCUGCCUUAUAAACAUGUAAUUACCAAGGAGUUUCUUAAAGGUGUCAAAAUAACAACUAAGGAGGAUGCUAUUAAUGUUGCUGAACAGUACUAUCCUGCAGUCAGAGAAUUUUUAAAACAAGUAAUACCAGAAUUACAAGAAUGAGAACAAAUGAUUGAAUAUUAUUUAAGAAAAAGUUGUAUCUAAAUUUAAAACAUGUAAUUAUAAAAAAUUAAAAAAUUUUACUUAAUUGUUUAAAAAAGUUGACAAAAUUCUCAUAUGUAUAUAUAUAUAUUGGGUCAUUCAGAAAGUUCAUUCCAAUUUUCGGUAGGUAGCAUAAGGACAGGACUAAAUAUAUCAGAAUGAUUGAAAACAAAUGAUAUAGAUGGUAUUUCAAAGAUAUUUGGAAAAAAUUUUGAUUACGAUACGUUAAUUUUUGUUAGUUCUAUAUGCCUUUAAAUGUGUGCAUAAAAAGUGCAUAAGUGUAUUAUAAGUAUUUAAUGCUUUUCUUUUAUCAGAAAACCAAAAAAACCACACAAGUAGCAAAUAAGAUAUGCGCUGUUUAUGGCGAAGGUGUUGUAUUUGAAAGAACUUUGCAGUAGUGGUUUGCUAGGUUUAAAGCUGAUGAUUUCAACCUUAAAGAUCAAGAACGUCCGAGUAGACUCUCCACUAUAGAUAAAGAUAAAAUUAAAACACUGAUUUAUAAUAAUGUUGAAUAAAAAAAAAUCUUGGAAUAAAUUCAGAGAAGUAUUGUUUCCAAUUAGAUAAAUUAAAGACAGCAUUUGAAAAAAAACGUCAAGAAAUAGCGAAUUGGAAGGCCGUCGUGUUUCAUCAGGACAAUGCACGGCCUCAUAUGUCUUUGAUAAAUCGAUAAAAGUUGUUGAAGCUCGGUUGGAAUGUUCUACCCCAUCCACCAUAUUCAAAUUUCGCGCCCUCUGAUUUCCACUAUUUCGAUCAUUACAAAAUUUCCUCAAUGGAAAAAUCUUCAACUCUUUGAUCGAGAUAAAAAAUUACAGAAAAGUUUUUCGUUGUGAAACCUGAGAGAUUCUGGAAGGACGGAAUUUUCAAGUAACCUGAAGGGUAAAGAAAGAUCACAAACGAAUUAAUGGUCCAGAAGUGUCUGUACCAUAUAAUAUUUAUAUUAAUUCUAAUUGUGAAGAAAAAUAUACUAAAAAUAAUAUAUCAGAAAGGAAGGAUGGUCGUGCGCA